Molecule: messenger RNA, 1312 nt
Organism: Tarenaya hassleriana
Lineage: Eukaryota; Viridiplantae; Streptophyta; Magnoliopsida; Brassicales; Cleomaceae
Exons: 1
Coding region: 200-664 (154 amino acids)
Source: RefSeq, a predicted model, not a curated record
CAUAACAGAAACAAAACCAUUUCCUAAAGAUAAACCAACAAAAAGAAACAAAACUUGUUGCAGCAGUUGAACUAGAAUUACCCAACACAAUGGAUCCAACCUCUCUCUCUCUCUAGUUUCCCCCCAGAAUUAAUGAUAUCAUUCUCUCUCUCUUUUUUAAUUCAGGGCAAUAAUAAUAAUAAUAAUAAUUAAAAAAAAAAUGGCUCCCAAGAGUGCCUCCUCGGAAGAAUUCAGCUUCCCAGUGCUCGCUUCUGACGAUACCCAUCCUUCAUGUAUCGAUUCUCCUCAACUUUGGAAACGGUCACCCCCUGAUGCUUUCCUCCCCGACGAUUACGACCGUCUCUUAACGCGAAUUCCCAGCAACGACGAUGUUCAGAGCCGAUGGAGCGAAGGUGACGAGGAGAAGAUGGACAUGUUGUGGCAAGAUCUCAACGACGACCUUACCAGAAGCCGCAGCCUCAGGAUCGAAUCCGACAAGAAGUCUUCGUGUUCCGCCGCCGCCGUGACCGUGGGAUGCGGGAUCGGUCGGUCGAUGAAGGUGUCAAAGAAGACGACGACGGAGAGGAAGAAACCCAACGUGUUGGUGUUCAUGAGGGUUCUGAAGAAGCUCCUCCUCCUCCGGAGUUCCGCACACAGAUCUCCCGCCAAGACUCACCCUCGAUGAUUCCGGUUAUCUUUUUAGGCAUAAGCCGGUGGGGGGUUUCCUGUACCUUUAUGAAAUUACGGGGCUUUUUUUAAUGAUUUAUUUCUGGGUGGUUGUGCACAUACAGUUAAAUUGAUUGGUUGAUUGAUCAACAAAUUUUUCGGUUAAGCUCUCUCCAAUCUUUUGCUUAAUUCGUAUCGUUUUCUGCAUCUCUCUGGCUGUUGAUUAGAUCCAAAUCGAUUUAAGGGGGUAGAAAUGUAAGAAUAUAUGAAUAUGGGGGAGGAGGUGACAGUAAGACAAAAGCUAAAGAUUGAUCUUUCCUUGGAGGAAAUUUAUCUGAAAAAGAAGGCAAUCUAUCAUAUAUUUUUUAAUUCCCAUUUCUUUAUUCGAACACUUGAAACUACUUUGGCCGUUCACAUCUGAUAAUUUGAGAUGAAACAAAUUAGAAAUAAGGUUAUAUUUGAACGUGGAAUAGGAAUAAAAAUUCAAAGUUGAAGGAUUUUCAGCCUUUUAAGUCACCGGUAUAUAUGGAAGACUAAGAAGAGAGAUUAGGUGAAAUAGCAUAUGAAAAAGGAAGCUUUGUAUUUAUGACUCGAGGUGGAGAGACACCGUUUUCCGACCUAAUCUCUUGGAAAGUCGCAACGGUUAAAAACAAAAGAUCCGACAUAU